Ochotona curzoniae (black-lipped pika) is the source of this 951-nucleotide messenger RNA. RefSeq names its product protein FAM170A-like. Lineage: Eukaryota; Metazoa; Chordata; Mammalia; Lagomorpha; Ochotonidae. Gene Ontology annotation, biological process: fertilization. The transcript has 4 exons. Gene Ontology annotation, cellular component: nucleus. The coding region runs from base 1 to 951 and encodes 316 amino acids. The record is from RefSeq and is a predicted model, not a curated record.
AUGGAGCAGAGAGAGAAAAGGAAACAUCUGGAGCGUGAGUACAGUCCUCCAGCUGUAAAGAAAUCAAGAGAUUUACAGAAGAGGGAGUCACCACCUGGGAGCGUUUUGGAUGACAAGAUCCUGGUCCAAGAGGAAGAAGAUCCAUCUGGCAAGUUGCAGUGCUACACCCGUGACUCCAGUGUGUGCACGCCUUAUGAUGUUGACUUCCAGCUGCUUCCACAAGAUGUGCCUGAGCCAUGUGAGGUCGUGGAGAUUGAAACCCGCAGCCAGGCACCAGGAGUCAGUGAUUCCAGCUCCAAAUCAGUCUCCUCUUCAAGCACAUCCAGAAAUUCUGAUGAAGAAGAAAUGCAUCAAAGCCAGAAGGAAGAUCUCGGUGUUAGACCCUCUGACAAGCCUUUACCCCAGGAUGUGGGACAGAAGAGCUCCACUACCUGGAAUGAUAUGUGCUUUCAUGUGCACUUAGCCAAUGAGCCCUGCUCAGAUGCAUUACAUAUGAGAAAGGAGCGGGCCAUGAAAAUCUAUUACAUGUAUGUCAAAAGGCAGAGAGAGGCCAACACUGUAUAUAACACACAGGAAGGCUUGUUGCCUCCCAAGAAGAGGGCAAGAGUGCAAGAACUGAGCUGCAUUGGCAAAGUCCCUUCGGAGGCCAGCUCUUCUUCUGUGCUUACAGAAGAUAUGAUCAUCGACAAUGAGGCCAGUUGUGACACCACAGAUGAAGAUGAUUUCAAGGCUGAGGGCCCAGCAGAGCUUCUAGCCCUGGAGGAGAAGCCCAGAAUAAAGACCCCUGAGUGGCUCUUGUGGCCAGAGCAUGGCUUUCAAUGCAUGGCCUGCUGCCGAGUGUUCCCCAGCCUGGACAUCAUGGAGGAACAUGUAAAGAAUGGAAUCAAGGAGGGCUUCAGUUGCCGCAUUUUUCAUCUGGCCUUUGCCUGGAUGAAAUCAAAAAAAGAAUAA